GGCAACGGCGAACGGCAGGCCCUCACCAGUGCGCAUGCGUGGCUCUCAGGCACCGGUCCGUACUCCAGCGUGGUGAAGAUCUCUCGGGCGCUGGGCCUUGCACGCGUAGCAGCCAUCACCCUCCGGAGUCGCUUUCCACCAAGGAGUGCGGGGCGCUCUGCCCAGAGGAACCUUGAGGUCGAAGGGCGGCACCGCCCCCUCCAGUGCAGGGGGCGGGACUACGGGAGGUCUAUGGCGGACUCGAAGCUGCUGGUGCCGGAGCUAAGCGAGGCAGAGAAGAUGGGCGCUGAGACCGCGCGUUUCGAGGAGCUGCUGCUGCAGGCCUCCAAGGAGCUCCAACAGGCCCAGACAAGCAGACCAGAAUCUACACAGAUCCAACCGCAACCUGGUUUCUGCAUAAAGACCAACUCCUCCGAAGGGAAGGUGUUCAUCAACAUCUGUCACUCCCCUUCCAUCCCUCCUCCGGCCGACAUGACGGAGGACGAGCUGCUUCAAAUGCUGGAGGAAGACCAAGCUGGGUUUCGCAUCCCCAUGAGUCUGGGAGAGCCUCAUGCCGAGCUGGAUGCAAAAGGCCAGGGUUGUACCGCCUACGACGUAGCCGUCAACAGCGACUUCUACCGGAGGAUGCAGAACAGCGAUUUCUUGCGAGAGCUCGUGGUCACCAUCGCCAGGGAGGGCCUUGAGGACAAAUACAGUCUGCAACUGAAUCCAGAGUGGCGCAUUCUGAAGAAUCGGCCGUUCCUGGGCUCCAUCUCCCAGCAAAAUAUCCGCUCCCAGCAGCGUCCUCGGAUCCAGGAGCUGGGAAACCUGUACACCCCUGACUCCCUGAGACCUGAGGAAGGCCCCGAGAAGCCACACCUGAACCUUUGGCUGGAAGCCCCUGACCUCCUCUUGGCUGAAAUUGACCUCCCCCGACUGGACGGAGCUCUGGGGCUGUCACUGGAGAUCGGGGAGAACCGCCUGGUGAUGGGGGGCCCCCAGCAGCUGUACCAUCUGGAUGCCUAUAUCCCCUUGCGGAUCAACUCCGAGGAGAGCAAGGCAGCCUUCCAUCGGAAGAGAAAGCAACUGAUGGUGGCGAUGCCCCUUCUGUCAGUGGCUUCUUGAUUGGAUUUCUUUCUGUGCUUCCAAGUGGAGGAAGAGGCUGGUGGGGGGCUUCUCUGAAAUUGAAAUAAAAGAUUUUUGCCUUUGU
Lontra canadensis (Northern American river otter) is the source of this 1189-nucleotide messenger RNA. RefSeq names its product PIH1 domain containing 1 (gene PIH1D1). NCBI's taxonomy places the organism in Eukaryota, Metazoa, Chordata, Mammalia, Carnivora, Mustelidae. The transcript is spliced from 10 exons. Gene Ontology annotation, biological process: rRNA processing; box C/D snoRNP assembly. The record is from RefSeq and is a predicted model, not a curated record. The coding region runs from base 232 to 1104 and encodes 290 amino acids. Gene Ontology annotation, cellular component: cytoplasm; ribonucleoprotein complex; R2TP complex.